UUAACAUUUUACCGACCGAUAGCCGAUUAAUCGGGUUUUUGCCGCUGACGCUUACCGACCGAUAACCUAUUAAUCGGCUUUUUGUCGUCGAAGCUUACCAACCUAUAGCCUACCUAUAGUUAAUCGGUUGCCAUGGCGAUAAACAAUCUUUCUCAUUAUAUGAGCAGUAAUUUGUUAUUUAGUACUAAGGUACCUUGCUCAGUUGCGUCAGUUGCGUUGCUUUGUAAGCUCCCACAGUUUUAUACCAAUUCGAAAAACUUACCGUUCGCGAUGAACGAAAAGAAUGGUAUUGGAGAGUUUUAUUUAGAUGAUCUGUCAGAUUGUCCUGACAGUUAUUCAAGAAGUAAUAGUGGUGACGAAAGUGAUGGCAGUGAUACAAUUAUUCGGAAGCGAGGUUCUGUAUUGCCACCAAGAUAUAGUGAUUCAGAAGAUGAUGAGAUAAAUAACGUUGAAGACAAUGCAAAUAACGUUGAAAAUAACGAUGAUAUAUGGUCGACGAACGACGAAGCAAUAAUUUUGGAACCUUUCGAAGGUAGCCCCGGCCUAAAAAUUAUGCCAAGUUCCGCAGAAAGUGUGACGGACAAUGUCAAUUUAUUUUUUGGAGAUGACUUUUUCGAGCACUUGGUGAGGGAAUCCAACAGAUAUCAUUAUCAGGUUAUGGAAAAAUAUAAAAUUCCAUCAAAAGCGAAAAAAUGGACAGAUAUAACGGUACCGGAAAUGAAGAAGUUUUUAGGGCUAAUAGUUCUAAUGGGACAAAUAAAAAAGGACGUUCUUUACGACUAUUGGUCCACUGAUCCAAGUAUAGAAACUCCAUUUUUCUCACAAGUAAUGAGCAGGAACAGAUUUGUGCAAAUAAUGCAGAGCUGGCAUUUUUGCAACAAUGACAACAUUCCUCACGAUUCACAUAGGCUUGCUAAAAUCCAGCCUGUUAUUGAUUAUUUUAGGCGAAAAUUUAACGAUGUAUAUAAACCCUGUCAACAAUUAUCUUUGGAUGAGUCUAUAAUUCCGUGGAGAGGUAGGCUAUCCAUUAAAACGUAUAAUCCCGCAAAAAUUACAAAAUACGGAAUACUUGUGAGAGUACUGUCUGAAGCUGUCACAGGAUACGUAUGUAACUUUGAUGUGUAUGCUGCUGAUGGCAAAAAAUUAGAAGACACUGCGGUUAUUGAACCGUAUAAGAACAUAUGGCACCAGAUUUAUCAGGAUAACUACUAUAACAGUGUAAAAAUGGCUAGAAUUCUCUUGAAAAAUAAAGUGCGAGUGUGCGGAACCAUUCGAAAAAAUAGAGGUCUUCCUCGAUCACUGAAAACAAUACAACUUUCAAGAGGUCAGUACGAAUUUCGUAGGAAUCAUCAAAUUUUGUUAGAAGUAUGGAAUAAUGGCAGAAGAAAUGUCAAUAUGAUCUCAACUAUACAUUCUGCACAAUUAAUGGAAUCCAGAAGUAAAAGUAAAAGAUCAGACGUCCCAAUACAAAAGCCUAAUUCAAUCAUAGAUUAUAAUAAAUAUAUGAAGGGCGUAGAUCGCGCGGACCAAUAUCUAGCAUAUUAUUCCAUUUUUAGAAAAACAAAAAAAUGGACUAAACGGGUUGUAAUGUUUUUUAUCAACUGUGCACUUUUUAAUUCAUUUAGAGUAUACACAAUCCUAAACGGAAAAAAUAUUACGUACAAGAAUUUCUUGCACAAAGUCGCAGUUUCGUGGAUAGAAGAUGGUGAAACUAAUUGUACGGAGCAAGAUGACAAUCUACCUAAUUCCGAACCCACAAGGAGAGCACCCAGAUUAGAUCAUCCCGGAAGACUGUCGAAUUAUGGAAAACAUAAACUUAUAAAUAUAGUAACAAGCGGUCGAAGUUUAAAACCCCAAAGACAAUGCAGAGUUUGUGCAGUUCAAAAAAAAAGAAGCAGAACAUGUUUUGUUUGUAAAUUUUGCAAUGUUCCACUGCAUAAAGGCGACUGUUUCGAACGAUAUCAUACUUUAAAAAAAUAUUAAACUAUUUCACAUUUGAACUAAAAACCGUUGUAAUAGAUAAAAUAAAUAUAAUUUAGUAUUAAUAUUAUGGAAACAAAAGAUUUUAUUCAAUUUAAUUAUCCUAUAGUAACAAAAAGCGGCCAAUUUUAUCUGAGCAUACGAAAAGCACAGAUACUCCCGCCCGACAGUCUAAACCGAAACAGAGCCGGCGCCAGGGAGAAUCUGCGCCUGAGCAGCCGGUCGGACGUGCGUUUGCUGUUGAACCGCUAGUGAGUCAAUAGUCACUUAUAGUCAACCAAAUAAAUUUAUUUGGAAAGCAUUUUAAUUUGUAAUUAUUUUAUUAUGAAUGAAAUAAAAUUGUUUCUAACCAUUUCGAUUAACAUUUAAAAAGUCGUGUUUUAUAACCUUUUUAACUUAA
Molecule: messenger RNA, 2380 nt
Organism: Bombus impatiens (common eastern bumble bee)
Lineage: Eukaryota; Metazoa; Arthropoda; Insecta; Hymenoptera; Apidae
Product: piggyBac transposable element-derived protein 4-like
Exons: 2
Coding region: 133-1983 (616 amino acids)
Source: RefSeq, a predicted model, not a curated record